Molecule: messenger RNA, 3945 nt
Organism: Lynx canadensis (Canada lynx)
Lineage: Eukaryota; Metazoa; Chordata; Mammalia; Carnivora; Felidae
Product: zinc finger protein 814-like
Exons: 4
Coding region: 831-3572 (913 amino acids)
Biological process (GO): regulation of DNA-templated transcription
Source: RefSeq, a predicted model, not a curated record
CACCCCCCCGACCCUCCAGGACCGAGCGCGGGUCGCCUGCUCGCGUCCCUGCGGCCCAGGUCCCGGUGUCCGGGCCGAGGAGGCGCUCGCGGGCGGGGUCCCCGCGUCUGAGCGCCGGCGUGACGGGGUGCGGGAACGAACGGGCUGCAGGGGGCCUGCGCCACCAGCGGGGCACGGCAGGUCUCGGUUGUUUCAGCGACGCACGGUGCAGCGGCGCCCGUGAGGCCUGUCACCUGGCUGCCUGAGCAGUCCAUCCGUGCUGGCGGUGUGCCAGGCGGUGUAACCCAGGUGUAAAUAGAUAGGCCCAAUCUGGCUGCGGAGAGGACAGAUUGCAGGGGUGGGGGGCAGAGGGGGCAGGGAGCGCAGGAGGGGGUGCCUGCGCCAGUGUGUGUCAUCGUUGACGGGCCAGAACGGUCACCGUGGAUGUCCGAGAAGCGGUUGAAUUUUGGCCCCGGGUUCGAGAAGGGCCAAGGCAAAUUUGGGGUGUUGCAGGUGACAGGAGAAAGGGAGGGGUCCCGGAAUGCCUGGGGGCUUUGGUCCUUUGAAGUAUAAUCUGCCAGUUAUUUGACGGGCAAAACUGAGUUUCUUCGAGAACGAAAGAGCACCGCAGUCUGGAACAAGCAAGCUGAGGCUCAACGGUAGGCCAGUCUGCAGGACACGAGAGAGGGCACAUUCGGGGAGACUCCACGGGAAUUUCCAGGCAGAAAGGAUGGCGCUUGGGGGGCCAAACCCAGAUUGGCCCCCGCAGAUUGCAUCUACGCACCCCCUGCCUGUUAUUGCUGAGGACCGAGCACAGUGAUUGGUGGGAUGGUGAGGAGACGGUGGCAUUAAUGACACCAGGACCUGGUAUUUAUUCUGAGGGUGGUGUGACCUUUGAGGACAUUGCCAUCUACUUCUCCUGGAAGGAAUGGAGACUUCUUGAUGAGGCUCAGAGACGGCUGUACUAUGACGUGAUGCUGGAGAACUUUACACUUAUAUCCUCCCUGGGUUGCUGCUGUGGAGCAGAAGAUGCGGAGGCACCCCUUGAACAGAGCGUUUCUGUAGGUGUGUCACAGGCCGGCACGCCCAAGGCAGCUCUGUCUUCCCGGAAGACCCACCCCUGUGAGAUGUGUGGUCCGGUCUUGAGAGAUGUUUUCCGCCUGGGUGAGCACCAGGGAAAACCAAGCAGCAAGAAACUGUUGAGGUGUGGGGCAUGUGGAAAACGAUUUUACUUCAGCGUAAACUUUCAUCAGCAGCCGGACCAGCAUACGGGAGAGAAACCAUUCAGAAGUAGUGUGGACACGGCCUCUUUUGUGAAGGAAUAUGGAUUCCAUGAUUUAGAAAAGCGCUUUACAUGUAUAGAGGUUCAGAAGGAUUUCAUGCCUGGCUCAGGGCAUCUGCAGCAAGAGGCCACUCAUACUGGAGAAAAGCCAAACACAAUCAGCCAGCGCAGGGAAACUUUACAGAGUAGUGAAGGUCAUUACACUUGGGGAGAAUGCAAGGAAGCCUUUGGUCCCGAGCAUACACCUGUUCAGGAUCAGGGUAUGCAGCCUGGACGACCGUGUUUUGUGUGCAGUGAAUGUGGGAAAACAUUCAGGUACAAAUCUUUAUUGACUAUCCACCAGAGAUUCCAUGCUGCAGAAGGACAUCAUGAGUUUGGCAAAGGUAGAAAAUCCAUUAGGCAAAGGUCUGUCCUUAGUCAAAAUGGAAAGGCUCACACUGGGUCCAGGCAGUACACCUGCAGCAAAUGUGGGAAAUCCAUAAGCCACAAAUCUGUGCUCAUUCAUCCCCAGAGAGGGCACAGUGGAGAAAAUGUUUAUGUUUGCAGUGGAUGUUCAAAAUCUUUUAGCCAUAGUUCAGUUUUAAUUAGUCACAGGGUUCAACCUAGAAAAAGGCCUUAUAAGUGUGGUGACUGUGGAAAAUGUUUUACCUCUAUGUCUAUUCUCAGUUAUCAUCAGAGAACUCACAGAGGGGAAAAACCUUAUCAGUGCAUGGAAUGUGGGAAGUCUUAUAUCUCCAGUACUGGCCUCCGUUAUCAUCGCAGGGUUCACACUAGAGAAAGGCCUUAUAAGUGUCAUGAAUGUGGCAAAUCUUUUUUCUCUACUUCUGACCUCCAUUAUCAUCACAGAGGUCACAGUACAGAAAAGCCUUAUCAGUGCAAUAUAUGUGGCAAGUCCUUUCUCCGAAGAAACGUCCUCAAUGCACACAUAAAGAUUCACUCAAGUGAAAGGCCUUAUAAGUGUAAUGAAUGUGGGAAAUCUUUUAAGUGUAAGGCGACAUUCAUUAAACACCAGAGAGUUCACACAGGAGAAAGACCUUAUGAAUGCAGUGAUUGUGGAAAAUCAUUUAGUACAAGUUCUGUCCUUCGUUCUCACCAGAGAAUUCACACUGGGGAAAGGCCUUAUGAAUGUAGGGAAUGUGGGAAAUCUUUUACCACUAGUUUUGUCCUCCAUAAUCACCAGAGAGUUCACACUGGAGAGAGGCCUUAUGAAUGCAGUGAAUGUGGCAAAUCUUUUACUGCUAGUUCUGCCCUCCACUAUCACCAGAGAGUUCACACUGGAGAGAAGCCUUAUGAGUGUAGUGAAUGUGGCAAAUCUUUUACCACUAGUUCUGCCCUUCAGUGUCAUCAGAGAGUUCACACUGGAGAAAGGCCUUAUGAGUGCAGUGAAUGUGGGAAAUCUUUUACCACUAGUUCUGUCCUCCAUGAACACCGGAGAGUUCACACUGGAGAAAGGCCUUAUGAGUGCAGUAAAUGUGGGAAAUCAUUUACUGCUACUUCUGCCCUCCGUUACCACCAGAGAGUUCACACUACAGAGAGGCCUUACGAGUGCAGUGAAUGUGGCAAAUCUUUUUUCUCUGGGUCUGAUCUCCAGUGUCACCAGAGACUUCACACUGGAGAAAGGCCUUAUAAAUGCACUGAGUGUGGCAAAUCCUUUCUCCGAAGAAAUAGCCUCAAUGUACACAUAAAACUUCACUCAGGUGAAAGGCCUUAUAAAUGUAAUGAAUGUGGGAAAUCUCUGAACUAUAAGUCGACAUUCAUUCAACACCAGAGAAUUCACACAGGAGAAAAGCCUUACCUAUGCAAUGAAUGUGGAAUGUCUUUUAGUCAUAGUCGUGCCCUACGGAUUCAUCGUCACUGUCACCUUGAAAGAAGUCCUUAUGAGUGUAGUCAGUGUGGGAAAUCUUUUACUUCUAAUUCUUCCUUCAUGUCACACCAGAGAAUUCACACUGGAGAAAAGCCUUAUGAGUGCAGUGAAUGUGGGAAGGCUUUCACUGCUCGUUCUCUCCUCCGUUCUCACCAGAUUGUUCAUACUGAAGAAAAGCCUUAUGAAUGCAGUGAAUGUGGCAAGUCCUUUCCCCGAAAAACUACGCUCAAUGCACACAUAAAGGUUCACUCAGCUGAACGGCCUUAUAAGUGUAAUGAAUGUGGGAAAUCAUUGAAGUAUAGAUCCACAUUCAUAAAACACCAGAGAAUUCACACAGGAGAAAGGCCUUAUGAGUGCAGUGAAUGUGGAAAGGCUUUUAUCAGUCAUCCAGCUCUUAUUUAUCACCGCAAGAGUGCACACAGGAGAAAGGCCUUAGGAGUGCUCUGAAUCUGGAAAAUCUUUCAGCUAAAUCUCCAGACUUACUCAACAUGAGAAACUACACAGUAAAAAAUGUCUUUAUUGGUGACAUGAUGACCUGAAUGCUCAUGUUCACUAAAAUUUCUAUGUUGAAUACCCAUUCUGAUGGAAUAGUAUUAACAGGUGAUAUCUUUGGGAGGUAUUUCAGUUGAGAAUGGUCAGAAGUGUGGAACACUCAUGAGUGGGGUUAAUAUCAUAAUAUCUCUAAAGCAAGUUUCCUUCCCCUAUCAGUCAUGUGAGGACCCUUGAGAAGGUGAUCUAUAAAUCAGGAAGCUGGUGGACCAGUCACAGAACCAGGCCAUAUGCGGAAUGGUAGGUCAGAUAUACAACCUCCACAACUGGG